CGUACGUAGCGGUUGUUCGAGUUCGAAGGCGCGGCGCGCGCCGCGAUACGUUAGGAACGUACAGUGUACAGUCGCAGUCGUCGCGAAGCAAGGUAGCAAGGAACGUGGUGAAUGUUCGACUGCCGACGUAAUUGGAUAUUGGACGUGACUCCCGGUUCUCGGAGUGCAGACGUGCGGACUGUGCGAAGUCGAGCGGGCGCGAAGAUUGCGAGCUGCGAGCGAGGCGGUUGACGACCAGUGCGCGAGAGACGGCCGCGUGAUGCGAACGUUUUUUUCGUAGCGCAUCGCGCCUCGCGAAAGCGUCGUCGUGAUCGUCGUUGCGAAGAAUUAGACGAGUGCAACGGCAGGAACAGCGAGUUGGCAAGCGCUAGGAUUUCGCCUUGCCAGUAGUAGAAAAAAGUCUAGGAAAUCACAAAAUGUGGAGCCCGACACACGUUCAAGUGACAGUUCAGAGGGCCAAGGAUUUACUAACUAAAGGAAAACACAAGACCAACGAUUGCUUCGUUACAAUCACACUCGGCAAGGAAAAGUACCAGACGUCGGUGAAAGAAAAGGCUACCAAGGACGUGGACUGGCACGAGGAAUGCGAGCUGUUGAUUCCAGAGCAAGGAAAUACUGCGGAAAUCGUCCUCACCGCUCUACAUCGCAACUUCCUGGGUGUCGAUGAAUUUCUUGGCAUUGUCAAUAUACCACUUUCCAGCUUCGACGUAUACGAGAGGCCCAGGAAUCGAUGGUACACUCUUAACAGUAAACCAGGCAAAGAGAACACGAAGGAGAGAGGCGAACUCGAAGUGAGGAUUGGCUUUAUCGUAAAAGCUGGAAGUCUGACCGACCUAAGUAAAAAGGAGCGUCACAAAAGCUCCUUGGGACAAUUGUCCACAGCUGCACAGACAAUCGGCGGUAGUUUGCUCAGUAUCGGCAGUCUUGAAAAACGCAAAGGCCUAAAGAAAUUAGCCAAAUCAAUUGGAAACAAAGUCAAAGGCAAGAGUAAGAAUCGGCUCGAUGGAAACAAUCUGAACGAGAAGGAGGAACAUGAGAUCAAAAUCACGCGACAAGAACCAGGUGAAGCUGAUCCUGGAGUUAUUAGUGAGGAUGAAGAUGAAUUCACAUUCGAUGAUUUAUCCCACAAAAGUUCGGCCUCAUCGCUGAAUGCACCCGUGCAUCCGGGUGUUAACGGCGGUAAUGCUAAUGGCAUUUCGAAUGGCUCGCAGAGCAAUGUCUUCAGCGAAGUGCACACGCCACCGGUGCCAAUUAACGCCGCUCCGAGCAAACCACCACGGUUUGCUAUGAGUGCGUCCACAACCAAUCUGUCAAAGGUCGAUAAUUUAACGAAGGAUGACGAAUGGGGUUUAAAACUCUAUGGCAAGCAGGCGAGCAGCGUGCCUAAAAGAUGGGACAGCAAACCUAAGAUUGUGGUGGACGAACCGAAAGAUAACAAACGCGAUGUAUCGCCUAUUCGUUCGACAUCACCGAUUACAUCGAGGUUGAAAGAUCUUCCGGAACCUCCCAGUCCCGCGCCGAGGGAAAUUCUUUAUUCAAAGAACAAAGAUGAAAAACUCACUGCAAGCAAGGAAAAACUCACUGCAAACAAAGAGAAAUUUGUGAAGGAAGAUAAACCGAAGGAUAAGAGGGAUGAGAAAUGUGAUCUACGAAAUCUCAAAGAGGAAAAAUAUAUGAAGAAAGACAAGAAAAAAGACAAGGAGAGCAAAUUCAAAGACAUUAAUGAUGAGAAUCAUCUGUCUUCCGAAAGGAUUAUUAUCGGCGGCGAAGAUGCCGUUCAGAACGCUACAAAUUUUAAAAGUCGCCUGCCGCACGAGGUCCUUAACCAAUUUGAAGGAAAAUCGAGAGAAGAUCUAAUAGAACUGGCAUUGCAACUGCAGACGCAAGUCACGGAGAAGAACAAGAGACUUACCGAUCUGGAGGAUUAUAUUGAUGCGUUGCUGUUGCGUGUGAUCGAAUGUUCUCCGCGAUUACUUCAAAAUCCAUAUCAGAGGCGAUUAUCAUCUCCUGGAAAUCAGUAAAUCGAUAAUUCGUGAUGAAGCUUUUUCUAUCUCCACUUGGGUACCAUUCCCUUUUAAUUUCUUAGUGAUACAUUUACUAGACAUGACUGAUAAGUCGCAAGUGGCUAUUUGUUAUUAACAUUGUUCUAUGUUCUAAUUUAUUUUCUUUUAUGCAUUAUAACUUGAAGAAAAAGAUAACGUUCUUGUAGCAGCGUUGCGAAAUUUAUUUCCUGUAUUUAUUUAUGAGUCCCGCGAGAAUAUAAUCGUAGGACAACCAAGUGUGUGAUAAUAAGUAAAUAGUAAUUCCCUUAUUAUCAGAAGCUAUUAUAUUUAUUAUCAAUACGAACAAAGAAUAGGGUGUGGGAUGAUGCCAGUUAAAAAUAAUUUACAUUUCGUAUAAUCCCCUGUCUUCCCAGUAAACAAAACUAUCGAAGUUUGUCUCGUUCGCUAUUGAGAUUUCCGUCCAAUUGACAUUUGUAAGGAAACGUAGCGAACACGACUGUAUCUCUUUUUUUAUUAUUAUCUGUUAUAAGUAGGCUGCGUUCGGGGAGCGCGCUAUCAACGCUAUUUGUGUCAUACUAUCCUUUCACGUUUAAUGGACGAUGAAGAUGAAAUGACACAAAUAGCGCUAAUAGCGUCUCCUCGAAUCCAGCCAGAGAUUUCUAUAUUUAGACUGUCAAUUCGCCGCCAUGUUUGAAGAUAACUUGACAGCCCAAUAUUCAAAGUACAUGUACUCUCACAUAUAAAUCAUACAAAUAAUAACACAUGUGCAUAUGUGAACUAAAUUAAGGAUAAACUCAGAAUUAGAUUCAUUUCUUUUUAUUACAUAGGAAUCAGCAAUCUAAAUAUAGAAGUCUGUAAUUAUAAGUUAUCUAUAUCUAAAAACAUUUUAUAAGGUGAGUAAAAGUUCUAAGAUGUGGAACUUCGCGAGAUAAAUACAGGAAAACACGUGCCUUCCAUCGUGUACAUGUAUACACUCACAAUAAAUCGAAUCAUGCCUUGUUAAUUAAAGCACUGUUUAAUUGCAAGCAUUGAAUAAAGAUAAUAUAUGAAUGUUCGAUGUGGUA
Molecule: messenger RNA, 3067 nt
Organism: Atta colombica
Lineage: Eukaryota; Metazoa; Arthropoda; Insecta; Hymenoptera; Formicidae
Gene: Rip11
Product: rab11 family-interacting protein 2
Exons: 7
Coding region: 417-2021 (534 amino acids)
Biological process (GO): regulated exocytosis
Cellular component (GO): intracellular membrane-bounded organelle
Molecular function (GO): small GTPase binding
Source: RefSeq, a predicted model, not a curated record